GGCUUGCCAAAACUAUUCAGCUAUAGCAGCAAGCCCCACUAAUAAGUCUGGUUGCCAUGCCACUGGCGUUCGCAGAUGCAGAGUAGCAGUACGAUGCUCAGUUUGGUAGUUAACAAUGAAAAUUCUGAUAUUGUUGAUCAUUUUGGCCGUUGGGUUCGUUUCGUCGCAAGUGAAAAUAGUGCAGAAACCAACAAAUGCCAAGGUGUCCGUUUCCAGUUCAAAGUCGCUGACUGCGCCAGUGAAAAAAGUGCAGAAAGCAACCAAUGCGACCCAGUACAGUGUGAAUGUUCCCAAAUCCAAAUUACUGGCCGCCAGCAACGCCGUGUCCAGUAAAGAAGAUGUUGAAGAAGAUUUCAAGAACCAGUUGAGCGCCUAUUCCAGCUGGGAGGAUUCCCUAUCUCUUGCGCCUAUCAGCAUCGGAUUGCUGGGCGACUUGAUGAUCUUGUCAUCGCAAACGAAGGAUUUUGCAAUCGAUGGGAACGUUCCUCUUCGUGGCAUCCUCUACGUCAAGUACCCAAAAAGCUUCCGGGCAACGCUGGUCCAAAUCGGCAACGAAGCCCAAACGGCCUUCAUGGUGGCCCACAAUCACAUGGACAAGAUCCGGCUUUUGACUGCAGGCGUUCCAGACUACAUGAAAGAGGCCACGGAGAUCCUGGUGACGGGUGACGAGGAGCUGGUGUCUCGGUACUUGCCAGCGCCAAUGAUCCGCAUCCGGGAAGCGGCAAACUUUAGCGUCUCUCUGUCCAUGACCGUCGUCUGGCAAUUUGAACGCGUCAUCAAUUUGACGGCCGAGGUGUUGGAAAUGUGCACCAGCGAGAAAGGCCUGCAGGAAGCCAAACUGGAGAAAACCACCCGGGAACAGAAAAGAGUCAAUUUGACUCUGCCGUUAUUCCAGCAGAUGGUUGAGCAGCUGAAUUCGUCCAUCGCCAAAGAUCAGGCUGUUAUCGAACGAGCCGAGGAAGACAUGAGAAAAGCCUUGCAGAAAAUGCCCAGUGGAUGGGAAAUGAUUGCCAUGGAUUUUGUACAAACCCUUGGCAAUUUGUUGACGGCCGGUUUCCAAACCAUUACCUCCUUGGCGUACAAUAGGGUCGAAGGAUUAAUGGCAGGUACACUCGUUACCCUCGAGGAAGACACGUUCACAGAAUCCCAUGAUUCCGGCGAACAGCAGCCGCAGUUAACCGAUGCGCCAGCUGACAUUGAAUGGGACCCGUGCAUCAUCCAGCAGUGGAAAAACAUUUUGGAAAUGGAUGGGAUAUCCAGACACUUGCUGGAAUCCUACAAGGAAUUAGGGUCGAUUGACUCCGCCAGAGGACUAUACAAUCCUGAUGGCGACAGGUCCAAAUUGAACGCAAUCGCUUUGCAAGUGGAAAUGUGCUCUCCCGUGGCAGAAAUCGUCAGACAAGGUUUGGAGUUCGUCGACGAACUUUCACGAGUGGCUCGUCGCCAGAAACCGAAGAACGUCACCGAAGAACAUUUCAAAAAGGAUCGCCAGUCUGACCUGGAAAAUGUUUUAGAGUUGACUGGAGUUAAAUUUCGUUUCUCGACCACUAAUCUGAAAAACAUGAUGAUGGCCAAUCAGCAAGCCGUCCCCAUUAACACGCCACUAUUGUCGCAGGCCCGGAAGAAAAGCAAUUCUAAAGGUUGGGCCAGUCAACAGGCCCUUGCCUCUAGUAGAAAUCGUGCCUAUUUGGCGCAGGCUACAUUGGUGAACACUCGCCAGGCGAUGGAGAGAACCAUAGCGAAGAUGAUUCAACACAAUGAAGAAGCCAUCAAACUCUUGACUGAACAGCAGAACCUCAAGUUGGAAGAGAUUCGCUACGAUGAAUUCAUCCAGGUGCUCAAAGAAGGGCUGGAAAAGCUGACCAUCUUCAAGGAGCAGUGGACCAAACUGGUUCGGUUCUUCCAGAAAAUUGCGGAUACCGUGCAAUUAGUGGCUGCUCAGAGCAUUGAUGAUUUCGCCAACCACAUCGAGACGACCAGUUUGCAAUUGAAAAACAUUUACAAGAAAUUAGUCAUCGAUAAGCUGUACGCCAAGGCCUUGAAAGCCACACAGGCCACAUCGCUCGUCAACGACAUGGCUGAAACUUACGUAAGCGUCUCUGCUAAGUACAUCAUCCCGGUCGUGUCCAGUCUGAGCAAGAAGAUCAUAACGGAUCCCCGGAAAGCGACUAUGGAGCGUGAAAAACUGCUGGAUCAGUGCAAAAGGGACUCGAAAUCCAUCGUCGAUCUCAUUGUUGCUGAUAAGAAGAAAAUCCUCCACAGAAUCGAACAGCGUACAGCCCAGAUCAAGAAAGAAUACGCCUUCUUGGAUCCAGUGAAACGGAGACAGAUCGAGUUACUGCGCAAAAAAACCGAACUGGAAAUUGAGAAACAACAACGCGGUCGACGGAAGUUGAGCAAAGAACAGAAGAAGACCCAAGUGGAAAAAGUUUUGGCCAUCAAGAUUGAACGAGACGAAUUCCUCAGGGAAAAUUACAUUCUGGAUGAUGAAGAUCAGUCAUCAACCUAAAAAUUUUUAAUUUUCGUUUUAUCAUUUAAUAGUCGCUUUAAUCAUUUUUUGUAUGGGGAGGGGACCGAGGGGCACAUAUAUAUACUCGACUAAUCAAUAACUAUAUUUUUGUUUUCUCUACAUGUCCGGUAUAGAUGAAUGCAGCUGUUGUGUGGAAAUUGUUUUAGUGAAAACUGACGAUAACUAUUCCACCAACUCACUUGUUAGAUUUUUAAUUAUGUGUUUUUUUCUACUUCCGAUUUUACAACUUUUUAAAAUUUCAUUGAUGCACUUUUGUACAAUUCUUUUGGCACUCUUGCAGAUAUUCUUCUGCCUCGACACCGUAACUUGUCCGUCCGAGGAUUCCAAUAAAUUCGCACCGAUUUGUCUGGAAUUCUGGAUGGUCCUACCCCCCAAAACAUGUAUUACAGCGGCUGCAUCUGUGUAUCCUUGUGACGUUGCUGAUUUGUCUAAAAUACAUCUGUUGACUCUG
Molecule: messenger RNA, 2981 nt
Organism: Daphnia pulicaria
Lineage: Eukaryota; Metazoa; Arthropoda; Branchiopoda; Diplostraca; Daphniidae
Exons: 4
Coding region: 116-2509 (797 amino acids)
Source: RefSeq, a predicted model, not a curated record